Molecule: messenger RNA, 1407 nt
Organism: Pestalotiopsis fici W106-1
Lineage: Eukaryota; Fungi; Ascomycota; Sordariomycetes; Amphisphaeriales; Sporocadaceae
Exons: 1
Coding region: 1-1407 (468 amino acids)
Source: RefSeq, a predicted model, not a curated record
AUGUCGCACCUCAAGAGUCGACUCUUGCCCAACGCGGUAGAGAUGGAAUACGAUUACGCGUUCGACGUCAACUCGACAGAUAUCCCAGUACGCAUACGCCAGCAGAUCCCACCAGAGUUCGUGUCAACAGAGGCUUCCGAUAGAGGCAUGACGAGAUUGAUGAAGGGUGAGCUAGGCUGGCGCACCCAAGUCAGCCCAAAUGGCCAAUGGAGUGUUUGCCAAUUCAAACGAGGGCAUGGUGUUGUUGUGUUUAUGGUACCAACCAGUUACCUUCGAAUCGGUGCAAAAGUCUCCACGAAUCUACUUGAUCAGUAUAUGGAUACCACAACUACUCCCUACACGGUUGUCAUCCAUGGAGAUACUGCUGGUAGAUCCUGUUUUCGUCAGAUCAUACCAGAAACGCCGCAUCAGCCGGAAAUGUAUCGAUACUCUUCUGAGUUCUUGUUUCCUACAAUUUGGGAAGACAAGAAUCACAGAUUCGCUCAAUUAGCCCUUGCGCCCAACUUCAAUUUCACCAUCAAUCAGCAAACAAUUGAUGGUGGCAAUAUCCAGGCCGGCAAAUUGUGCAAUCUAGUGAUAGAGGUCACAGUUGACAAAGUACGGCAUCCCCGUCCCUACAUCAUUGUUCCCGACAUUGGCGUGUACGAGGACUUUGGCCAAGGGUCAUGCAUGAGCAUCUCGAUUGAGUCAUAUGACGAGGAUACCAAGAAAUGGUAUUGCACGCGCAUCUUCCAUCGACAUCCGCUCAGCGCGGUGGAGGCAGGCAACUAUACACCUCUACCGUGGCUGCAAGUGAAGAGAAUUCUCCAGCUUCUCGAAGGUACACGAUAUGCGACGACCACUCCCCAUUUCAAGGACCAAUCAUUCUCAGUAGAGUCAAUGCAGCACUUGAACUACAAUCAAUUGGCUCAGACUGUCGGAUUCACAACUAUUCCACAUCCCGAAUUUCAUUACACACCACUCCCUCGCCUGAUGACAAUGGAGGACAAUGCUGCUCUAAUGGCACAGAAAUAUCCAUUCCUGGCUAUUGGAUCAGGUGCUGCUCCUUCAUUCAAAGAUCAAAGUAUCAAGUGCCCAGACAAUAGUGACCAAUCAAAGAAUCUCACCAUGUGCGACUUUUGCUGGUGGCUGACACAGAUUUCAGCAUCCAAGCUUGAAUGCGUUGGAGAUUCGGGGGAGUGCGAGUCGUGUACGCAGCUGCUACGUCGCCCAUGUACAUGGACAGAUCGACCGAUGCUGCUAAAAUGGCAAGAUCUCGAUGAUCCACAUCAUCUCUGGUUUGGUCAAAUGGAGGGCCAUGUCACUCGUGAAGAGAUUUUUCAGCCUUUGGGUACUCUAGCCAUGAUUAAAUCACUUGCUGCUCGGGUGAACGAUAGUGAUGCCCGAGACAAGUCCACUGUUGUUUAG